AUGAAGAUGGCACUGAAGGUGCAUAGAGUUUGGGAAGCCAUAGAAUCUGAGGAGGCUGGAACAAACGCUGAUAAAAACAACAUGGCUAUGGCUUUAUUGUGUCAAUCAAUCCCAGAGACACCUUGUUUUGGCUAUUGGAGAAAUAGACACGGCAAAGAAGGUGUGGGAAGCAAUGAAAGACAGGCAUGUUGGAGCAGAAAGGGAAGACUAUCAGAGAUAACUUCACAGGCUGCUGCUCUAGGAGAGAGCAUCGAAGAAAUAAAAAUAGUCAAGAAGUUUCUCAAAAGUCUCCCUCACAAGAAGUUCAUCACGAUCGUGGCCUCUCUUGAACAAAUACUAGAUCUCAACAAAACAUCCUUCUCGGAGAUUAUUGGUCGUUUGAAGGCAUAUGAGGAACGUGUGAAUGGGGAAGAAGAUACACAAGAAGAGCAAAACAAACUCAUGUCACUAUGCUUCAAGCUGUCCAGAUCAUUUGCCAGAUCGUUUGCUCAAACUCAGUUGCUCAAGCUACAAGAGGCUCAAGAGAAGGAAACAGAAGUCAAUGACACAGAGGUUGCUGAUAAGCUCAUGUUACACGAGGUGGUGUAUCUGAAUGAAGGAAAAGUGGUACCAAGCAAAUACGAGACAAACAACGGAGAAGAUAAUGUUUGGUAUCUUGAUAAUGGAGCCAGUAACCAUAUGACCGGAGAUAAGCGAUACUUCUCAAAGAUAGAUGAAUCUAUCACUGGGAAAGUAAGAUUUGGAGAUGAUUCUCGCAUCGACAUCAAGGGAAAAGGUCUGAUCGAGUUUAUUGAUGGAAACGGAGAGCCCAGAAAGAUGAAUGAUGUUUACUUUAUACCUGAUUUGAAGAGUAACAUCAUAAGUCUUGGACAAGAAACAGAAGCAAGAUGCGACGUGAGAAUGAAAGGAGAGCAACUAACGAUGCAUGAUCGUGAUGGAAAGCUGCUCGUGAAGGCAGCAAGGUCUAAAAAUCGUCUCUACAAGGUUAAUAUGGGAUUGAAGGAUGGUUUGUGUCUCUAUACGACAACUACAAGUGUCUCUAGUAGGUGGCAUGCUCGGUUAGGACAUAUCAAUCUAGAAAAAAUGAAGGGGAUGAUGCAAAGAGAGCUUGUCACUGGAGUUCCAAGUUUUGAGUUUGAAAAGAAGUUGUGUGGUUCAUGUCUUCUUGGAAAACAAACGAGGCAAGUGUUUCCACAAGCCACCACGUAUCGAGCCUCAAAGGUGCUUGAACUCAUACAUGGUGAUCUUUGUGGUCCUAUUACACCGCAUACAGCAGCUGGGAACAAGUACAUCUUUGUACUCAUCGACGAUCACUCAAGAUACAUGUGGAGUAUACUCUUAAGAGAGAAGAGUGAAGCAUUGGAGAAAUUCAAAAGGUUUAAGAAGAUCAUGGAACAAGAAUCAGGGGCAAGCAUACAAGUCUUCAGAACAGAAAGUGGAGGAGAAUUUGUGUCUCAAGAGUUCAAUGCUUUCUGUGAAAUAUCACGAAUUAAAAGGCAUCUUACGGCUCCGUACACUCCACAACAAAACGGAGUUGUUGAGAGACGUAAUCGAACUCUUCUAGAGAUGACAAGAAGCAUUCUGAAGCACAUGUUUGUUCCAGAUUACUUAUGGGGAGAAGCGAUUAGACACUCCACUUAUCUUCUUAACAGAAUAGCGACAAGAGCAGUUAAAGAUAAAACUCCAUAUGAGAUCUUUCGUGGCAAGAAAGUAGAAACCGAGCAUAAGCCAUCUUCGAGGACAGAGCCAGGAUCUAAGGCAUAUCGUCUUGUAGAUCCACAAACCAGAAGAAUAGUGGUGAGUAGGGAUGUGAUUUUUGACGAGUCAAAAGGGUGGAAUUGGAAGACUAGUGGUGGAGAACAGAGUCGUGGUCAAGAGUAUGGUAUAAACUUUGGAGAUUUUGGUGUACAUGAGUCUCAAGAGAAUGAUGAGAAUCUGGAAAGAGAGAAAAAGGGUGAAGAAAGUCACGAUGAAGAAGAUGAAAGUAGUGAGGAAGAUGAAGCUUCGUCACCAGAAAUAGAGGGGUUUGAUGACAAUCAAGUGAAUUUAAGGAGAGGUGAUAGAGAGCGUACGAGGCCAAAAUACUUAGAUGACUAUAUUCUACUUGCAGUACAAGAAGGAGAGAGACUGCUACUGACCAUAAACGAAGAGCCGAGAGAUUUCUCUGAAGCAAAGAAGGCAAAGGAAUGGGUACUAGCUUGUGAAGAGAUUCGUUCGAUCAUAAAAAACAACACCUGGACGCUAGUGUAUCUUCCUUCAGGAGCUAAAGCAAUAGGUUUGAAGUGGGUUUUCAAACUUAAACGAAACUCUGACGGAAGUAUCAACAAGCAUAAAGCUAGACUCGUAGCUAAAGGCUAUGCACAAAGAUAUGGGGUUGAUUACGAGGAAGUCUUUGCUCCAGUGGCUCGUUUGGAAACUAUACGACUUCUUAUCAGUCUAGCAGCUGCAAGUGGUUGGGAGAUACAUCAUCUAGAUGUUAAAACGGCGUUCCUUCAUGGAGAUUUGAAGGAAACAGUCUUUGUUAAGCAACCAGAAGGAUUUGAAGAGAUAGGACAAGAAGAGAAAGUGUGUAAGCUUAACAAAGCCUUGUACGGUCUAAAGCAAGCCCCGAGAGCGUGGAAUAUCAAGCUGAAUGCGAUCUUGAGAGAGUUCAAAUUCAGCAAGUGUUUGAAGGAGCCAACAGUCUAUCGUAGAGAGUACAAUGGGAAUCUACUUCUUGUAGCUGUCUAUGUUGAUGAUCUGCUUGUGACAGGAACGAGCUUAAAAGACAUUGAAGAGUUCAAAGCAGAGAUGGCCUCGAAGUUUGAGAUGAGUGAUCUUGGUAAACAAACAUACUACUUGGGAAUAGAAGUUUACCAACAUGAGGAGGGAAUAACGUUGAGACAAGAACGUUAUGCUCUGAAGAUUCUAGAGGAAGCACAGAUGAAGAGCUGUAACACGGCUCAAAUACCUAUGGAACUUGGUUGCAAGCUAUCGAAGGCAGAGGAUGAAAAGGAUAUAGAUGCUACCAGUUUCAGGAAGAAUGUCGGAUGUUUCAAUAUCUACUUCAUACAAAGCCAGAUUUAUCUUUUUGUGUUGGAGUGUUAA
Microthlaspi erraticum is the source of this 3087-nucleotide messenger RNA. The record is from the annotation of a GenBank genome assembly. NCBI's taxonomy places the organism in Eukaryota, Viridiplantae, Streptophyta, Magnoliopsida, Brassicales, Brassicaceae.